AUGGCAGCCGCACCGGACGAGCGCCACCGCUUCCUGGAGAGCUUCGCCACGCAGCUGCUGCGGGUCCGGCCCGACAAGUGGAGCGAGUUUAUGGGCAGCGAUGAGGCUGCUGACAAGCUGGACACGUUCUUCAAGCAGCAGGACGUGGUGGAGCUGGUGCUGGGGUUGAACCCUGCUGGGCAGCUCCUGCCAUCCAACCACUUCCCAGCUGCCCUCAAGGGCAAGGGCAUCUACUUUGUGAAGAAGAAGAAGGAGAACAUCACCCGGGAGAACUAUCAGAGCGGGCUGCUGGUGGGAGACAUCAGCCCCUCACCAGUGGAGCAGCUCAUCACUGUGGUAGAUGAGGUCAUCUCCCCCCUGCUCCUGAGUGAAGAGAAUGUAGAGGGCUGGCCCAGGGUGGUGGUGGAAGACAUUACACAACAAGUACACCAGCUGAAGAAUGAGAUGUUCGUGAUGGGUGGGAAGAUGCAGGGGAAGAUUCUUCUCCCGUUGCCAGAGCACCUGGACCAGGAUAUCCCCAGCAGUGUCCUGCACUGCUCAUCAGGGCCUGUGGGCAGCUCAGCGCUGCACGACAUCGAGACCACCAUCAUGGAGUGGUCCCACCAGAUCAGAGACAUCCUGAGCAAGGACUCAGUGCAGCCACUCCUGGAGGGGCAGUACCCCCUGCCAAAGACCGAGUUUGAGUUCUGGCACACCAGGACCCUCACCCUGCAGUGCAUCAAUGACCAGCUGCUCCUGCCCCGAGUGACAGCGCUGGCCAAGGCACUGGAGAAGGCUGACAGCUGCUACUGGCAGGUGCUCCAGAGCACGUUCAGGGACGUCAGUGCUGGCCUGGAGGAAGCCAAGGAUAUCAGCCUCCACCUGCAACCGCUCCAGAUCCUGCUGGAAGACGCGGAGCAAGUAGAUUACUUUGAGCUGCAGCCCUACUUGGAGCAGAUACUGUGCACCAUCCGUCUCCUCCGGACUCACUGCCAGUACUACAGCUCGCCCUCCCAUGUCCUCAUCAUCCUGCAGGAGAUCUGCAACCUCCUCAUGGACAUGACCUGUAGCUUCCUGACACCUGAGAAUGUGAUGAAGGGGCUGCAAGGAGACAUUGAGGACACCUUCAUGACAAUUAGACUGGCCAUUUCCACCAUAGAGAAGCUCUUUGAGUCCUACAACACUUACUGCUCCAACCUGCUGCCCACACUGUUCCCGGAGGAGCCACAGCUCUCCGAGAUCCCCCCUGCUCUUGCCUUCAAGAGAAUGGACCCCUUCUUCCAAAGGCUCAAGACCAUCGAGGUGAUGGUUUAUACUCUCCAGGAGCUGUACGAGACAGCAAUUGAGUUUCAGAAGCUGGAGAAGACAGAGCUGGGAGGAGUGAGAGGAAACAUCCUUGGGAGCCAAGUGUUUCAAAUCUAUGAGGAGGUCUCUGGACUCAUCAAGGCUUUUGCUGAUUGCAAAUACGAUCCCUUAGAUCCCAAAGAAGAGCAAUGGAACAAAGACUUCGCAGAGUUCCAGAAGAAGAUGCAAGACGUGUACAGGUGGCUGGCCACAAUCUUCUGCCAAGGCUUUCAUGGCUGCAACUGCCUGACAGCUGCUCUGAAGCUGGUGCACAUGUUCGGCUCCCUGCUGGAGCAGCCUUUGAUAAAGGCUGAGGUUUCCCCCUGUUACUCAGCCAUGCUGGGAAUGUUCAGCGCCGAGCUGGAGAACACGAAGGUGCUGUAUGAGGCCCAGGCACAGAGCAAGGAGGGCUUGAUCACCAGCAAAAACAUGCCACCAGUGGCUGGGCAGCUGAAGUGGGCUCUGGACCUGCAGCAGCAGCUGCAGGUGCUACACAAGGACUUGUUCGCCAUCGACCACCCGGUGAUGCUCAGUGCUGAAGCAAAACUGGUGUCCGGGAAGUACGAGGAGCUGCUGGGCCUGCUGCGAGGGUACCGCCAAGACGUCUAUGAGGAGUGGGCACGGGGGGCUGGCCAGGACUGCCACUUCAGCCUGGAGCAGCCCCUCAUCUGCAGGGACCCUGAGUCUUCCCUCCUCAGUGUCAACUUCAGCCAAGAGCUUGUCGCCGUUCUUCGGGAGAUGAAGUACUUGCACUUCCAGCAGCAGCAGGAUAUCCCAGACAGUGCUGAGAGCCUCUUUGCUCAAAAUGAGACUUUCCAAAACUUUGUGGACAACCUGGAGCUCAUUGUUGGCUGGUACAAUAAGGUGAAGCAGAAGCUGCUGCCGGUGGAGCUGCCACUGGUGGCAGAGGAGCUGGAUGCCGUGGACAGCCGGCUGGUCAGUGCUGAGAGCACCCUCUUUUGGCACCACGAAGGGGUCAUGGAAUACAUCCAGGAGAUGAGAGAGAUCUUGCACGAUUUGCAGACCAGGGUCCAGAAAACCAAGUUAAACACGAAAAGUAUCACCCAGCUGCUGGAGGAAUGCUCAGCAGCUCCCAUAUUUGAAAGGAAGGACAAGAAGGAGACAGCGCUCCUGGACCUGGAGAAGAAAGCAAACACCUUAGACAAGCGCUACGCUGCCAUCAGGGACACAGGUGUAAAGAUCCACAAGAUGGUCGAGGAGAACGCAGAUCUGUUUAAGGCUGAUACAUCAUCACAGAUGUGGCUGGAUUAUGUGGGAUACUUAGAUGGAAUUGUGCUGGAUAGAUUCUUCAAUCUCAUCCAAAUAUCUCUGAAGCUGCUGCUCACCAACAUGGACCCUGAGGCCACUGUAGCCCCGUUGUUCGAGGUGCACAUGGGGCUGCAUGAUGGUAGAGUGCAGUUCCGUCCCUCACUGGAGGUGACAGAAGAUGACAGCUUCUUGAAGCUGAUGGAGAGCUUGCUUCAGGAUAUCUUCGGGGCCGCAGCAUGUGUGCCUCGGCUGCUGGAGGGGAAACUCAGCUACAAGAUCACCCUGGAGGACCACAAGGAUCUGAGCAGGAUGCGGGAGGAGGUGGUGACACUGGUGGUCAAUGCCAUGGCAAAAGGCAGUGAGUUCAGUGCCAGCUUUGAUGAGCAAGCUGACCUGUGGCUGCAGGACCCCCAGGAGUUCCUGCAGCAAUUCCUCACCUUGGGCAGUGAACCCAGCCCCGAGGAGCUGGAGCCACCUCCAGGGGAGCCCCUGGCCCCUGGGAUGCCAUCCCUUCAGCUCUUUCAGGAGGAGAUCGACAUGUGUGAGGAGCUGCGCAAGGAGGUGUUGGGGUUUGCCAACAUCGAGGUGUUUGAUGGGUGGCUGCAGAGCGACUGCCGCCCCUUCAAGCAGGCGCUGCUGGCUGCCAUCCAGCAACGGAGCCUGGUGCUGCGCCAGCACCUGGCCAACCACGUCACCACCAGCCUUCAGGAGUUGAAGAGUUUCAUCCAAGAGGCAAAUGCCAGCUUGAGUAAAUCACUGGAGGAGGGAGACUACGACGGGCUGGUGGAAGUGAUAGGCUACCUGGUGCAGGUCAAGGAGAGGAAAGCGACAACUGACACCAUGUUUGAGCCCCUGAAGGAGACGAUUGCCCUGCUCAGCACUUAUGGAGAGGACAUGCCAGAGGAGAUCCACCAGCAGCUCCAGGAGCUCCCGGAGCACUGGGAUGGCACCAAGAAGCUCUCCCGGCGUGCCAGGCAGAUGGUGGCACCCCUGCAAGCCAUCGAGGUCAACAUCAUCCACCAGAAGUGCCAGGAUCUUGAGAUCCGACAGCACACCUUUCGGGAGCAGUUCCGGAAAAAAGCCCCUUUUUCCUAUAGUGACCCAACUCCCUACAAGUCCUUGAACAAGCAACAGAAGGGCAUCGCCGCCAUGGAGAGCGAGAUGGGCGCCCUGUCGAAGUCAGCUGCGCUGUUCGAGGUGUCGGUCCCUGAAUACACGCAGCUCAAAGCCUGCCACAGGGAGGUGCGCCUGCUGAAGGCCCUCUGGGACAUGAUCAUCCUGGUUAACACGACCAUUGAUGACUGGAAGACCACCAGGUGGAAGGAUAUCAACGUCGAGCAGAUGGAUAUCGAUUGUAAGAAAAUUGUUAAAGACAUCUGGAGCUUGGAUAAGGAGACAAGAAGCUGGGACGCGUUCUCAGGGCUGGACAGCAGCAUGAAGAACAUGAUCACGUCCCUGCGCGCUGUGAACGAGCUGCAGAACCCGGCUGUCAGGGAACGGCACUGGCAGGAGCUCAUGCAGGCAACCAAGGUGAAGUUCACCAUGUCUGAGGACACAACCCUUGCAGAUCUGCUGCAGCUGAACCUGCACAACUUUGAGGAUGAGGUUCAUGACAUCGUGGACAAAGCCAUGAAAGAGUUGGGGAUGGAGAAGGUGCUGAACACCCUGGACACUACCUGGGCAACCAUGGAGUUCGAACACGAGCCCCACACCAGGACUGGAAUCCUGCUGCUCAAGAUGGACGAGACACUUAUUGAGACGCUAGAGGACAACCAAGUGCAGCUGCAGAACCUGAUGACCUCCAAGUACCUGUCCUUCUUCCUUCAGGAGGUGUUGAGCUGGCAGCAGAAGCUGUCAACUACCGACUCUGUUAUCGGCAUCUGGUUUGAGGUGCAAAGGACGUGGAGUCACCUGGAAAGCAUCUUCAUUGGCUCUGAAGACAUCCGCAAGCAACUGCCAGAGGACUCAAAGAAUUUUGAUACUAUCGAUCAAGAUUUCAAAGAAUUAAUGGCCGAUGCAGUAACGACUCCCAAUGUCAUUGAAGCUACAAACAAGCCUGGUCUCUACAACAAGCUGGAAGCGCUGCAGAGUAGAUUGGCAGUCUGUGAGAAGGCUUUGGCUGAAUACCUUGAGACCAAAAGACUGGCUUUUCCCAGAUUCUACUUUGUUUCAUCUGCAGACUUGCUUGAUAUUUUAUCAAAUGGGAACAUGCCAGUUGAGGUGUCCCGUCAUCUGCCAAAGCUGUUCGACAGUCUGGCUAAGCUGAAAUUCAAGACAAGUUCAGACAAAAAGCCCAUGAAGGUUGCCCGGGGGAUGUACAGUAACGAUGAGGAGUAUGUUCCCCUGAAAGCAGAAUGUGACUUGUCUGGCCAGGUGGAGGUUUGGCUGAACAGAGUGCUGACCAGCAUGCGCUCCACCCUGCGGCACCUCAUCCCCGAGGCCAUGGUCACCUACGAGGAGAAGCCACGGGAACAGUGGGUGUUUGACUACCCGGCACAGGUGGCUCUGACGUGCUCCCAGAUCUGGUGGACCACAGAAGUUGGCAUUGCCUUCUCGAGGCUGGAGGAAGGCUACGAGAAUGCAAUUAAGGAUUACAACAAAAAGCAGAUUAAUCAGCUAAAUGCACUAAUUUCACUGCUCAUUGGGACCCUCACUCCGGGAGACAGGAUGAAGAUCAUGACAAUCUGUACCAUUGAUGUCCACGCCAGGGACGUUGUGGCCAAAAUGAUCCUAGCGAAGGUGGAGAACGCCCAGGCCUUCACCUGGCAGUCCCAGCUGCGGCACCGCUGGGAUGAGGGGCAGAAGCACUGCUACGCCAACAUCUGCGACGCUCAGCUCCGGUACUCGUAUGAGUACCUGGGGAACACCCCCCGGCUGGUCAUCACCCCCCUGACGGACCGGUGCUACAUCACCCUGACACAAUCCCUCCACCUCAACAUGGGGGGCGCCCCCGCUGGCCCUGCAGGCACUGGGAAGACAGAGACCACCAAGGACCUGGGCCGGGCAGUGGGCAUAAUGGUCUACGUCUUCAACUGCUCUGAGCAGAUGGACUAUAAGUCCUGUGGCAAUAUCUACAAGGGCCUGGCUCAGACGGGUGCCUGGGGCUGCUUUGACGAGUUCAAUCGCAUCGCAGUGGAGGUGCUGUCCGUGAUUGCUGUGCAGGUGAAAUGUAUUCAAGAUGCCAUUCGUGCCAAGAAGAAGAAGUUUAACUUCCUCGGAGAGACCAUCUCUCUGGUCCCGUCGGUUGGGCUGUUCAUCACCAUGAACCCGGGCUACGCCGGGCGGACAGAACUGCCGGAAAACCUGAAAGCUCUGUUCAGACCCUGUGCCAUGGUGGUCCCUGAUUUUGAACUGAUCUGUGAAAUCAUGCUUGUUGCAGAAGGUUUUCUUGAUGCUAAGCUUCUAGCAAAAAAAUUCAUUACUUUGUACACACUCUGCAAAGAGCUACUGUCUAAACAGGACCACUAUGACUGGGGUCUGCGGGCUAUCAAGUCCGUGCUGGUGGUAGCUGGCUCCUUGAAGAGAGGGGACCCUGGCCGUGCUGAGGACCAAAUUCUGAUGAGAGCUUUACGAGACUUCAACAUCCCUAAGAUCGUGACAGAUGACAUGCCUGUCUUCAUGGGGCUGAUUGGAGACCUGUUCCCUGCCCUGGAUGUCCCCAGGAAGAGGGACCUCAGCUUUGAGAAGGUCAUUCAACAAUCGGUGCUGGAGCUGAAGCUGCAGGCAGAGGAGAGCUUCGUGCUGAAGGUGGUGCAGCUGGAGGAGCUGCUGCAAGUUAGACACUCCGUCUUUGUCGUUGGCAACGCCGGCUGUGGCAAGUCCCAGGUGCUGAGGUCACUCAACAAGACAUACAAGAACUUAAAGAGGAAGCCGGUCACCGUGGACCUCGACCCAAAGGCUGUGACCUGCGAUGAGCUGUUUGGGGUUAUUCAUCCAUCCACACGAGAGUGGAAGGACGGUCUGUUUUCUACAGCAAUGCGUGACCUAGCCAACAUCACUCAUAAGGGGCCCAAGUGGAUCAUCCUCGAUGGAGACAUUGACCCCAUGUGGAUUGAAUCCCUGAACACAGUCAUGGAUGACAAUAAGGUGCUCACCUUGGCCAGCAACGAGCGCAUCCCCCUCAACCCCACCAUGAGGCUCCUCUUUGAGAUCAGCCACCUGCGGACCGCCACGCCAGCCACCGUGUCCCGGGCAGGAAUCCUCUACAUCAACCCUGCAGACCUGGGCUGGAACCCCAUUGUGACCAGCUGGAUCGAGAGGAGGACAGUGGCUUCUGAGAAAGCCCAUUUGAUGAUCCUGUUUGACAAGUACCUGCCAAUGUCCCUAGAGAAGGCCAGGUCUGAAUUCAAGAAGAUCACGCCAGUCCCCGAGGUGACAGUGAUCCAGACAGUGCUGUACCUGCUGGAGUGCCUCCUGACGCCACAGAACACCCCACCAGACUCACCCCGGGAGCUCUAUGAGCUCUACUUCGUCUUCGCCUGCGUCUGGGCCUUUGGUGGGGCCAUGUUCCAGGACCAGCUUGUGGAUUAUCGCCUGGAGUUCAGCAAGUGGUGGGUGAGCGAAUUUAAAACCAUCAAGUUUCCUGCUCAGGGGACAGUUUUUGACUAUUAUAUUGAGCCGGAAACAAAGAAAUUCAUGCCCUGGACUGAAAAAGUGCCAAAAUUCGAACUCGAUCCUGAAGUCCCUUUACAGGCCUCCAUGGUGCACACAACAGAGACCAUUCGCAUUCGCUACUUCAUGGACCUGCUGAUAGAGAAGAAGAGGCCAGUGAUGCUGGUGGGGAACGCAGGGACGGGGAAAUCUAUCCUGAUGAGGGACAAGCUGGAAGGGCUCAGCACGGAUGAAUACCUCCUGCAGUUCGUGCCCUUUAACUUCUACACCACCUCGGCCAUGCUGCAGGCUGUCCUUGAGAAGCCCCUGGAGAAGAAAUCAGGGAGGAACUAUGGCCCACCUGGGACCAAGAGGCUGAUCUACUUCAUUGAUGACAUGAACAUGCCACAGGUGGACAAGUAUGGCACUGUGGCACCGCACACACUCAUCCGGCAGCACAUGGACCACGGGCACUGGUAUGACAGGAAGAAACUGACUCUGAAGGACAUUCGUAACUGCCAGUAUGUGGCCUGCAUGAACCCGACUGCAGGGUCCUUCACCAUCGACUCCAGGCUGCAGCGCCAUUUCUGCGUGUUUGCCAUGAGCUUCCCAGGCAAGGAGGCCCUGCUGAUGGUGUACAGCACCAUCCUGGAGCAGCACCUGGACCUGCAGAAGAUGCCAGUGGCUGUCCAGAAGUUGCAACCCCAGCUGGUCGCAGCAGCACUGGCCCUCCACCAGAAGGUCGCCUCCACCUUCUUGCCAACAGCCAUCAAGUUCCACUACCUCUUCAAUCUCCGGGACCUCUCCAACAUAUUCCAGGGCCUGUUGUUCUCCACCCCCGACUGCCUGAAAAGUCCCGUGGACUUGGUGCGUCUCUGGCUCCAUGAGGCUGAGAGGGUGUAUGGGGACAAGCUCGUUGAUGAAAAGGAUCAGAACAACUUUGGGAAGAUUCUGGUGGACACCUGCAAAAAGUUCUUUGCCGAUCUCGGUGAAGACCUGAUGUUUGCCAAGCCCAACAUCUUCUGCCACUUCACUGAGGGCAUGGGAGACCCUAAGUACCUGCCAGUGCCAAGCUGGCCAGCUCUGAACAAGCUGCUGGGAGAAGCCUUGGAGAGCUACAAUGAGGUGAACGCAGCGAUGAGCCUGGUGCUCUUUGAAGAUGCAGUGUCUCAUAUUUGCAGAAUUAAUCGGAUCUUGGAGUCUCCCCAGGGCAACGCGCUGCUGGUGGGGGUGGGCGGCAGCGGGAAGCAGAGCCUGGCGCGACUGGCCGCGUACAUCAGUGGGCUGACCGUGUUUCAGAUUACGCUGAGGAAAGGCUACAGCAUCCCAGACCUGAAGCUGGAUCUUGCCUCCCAGUACAUGAAGGCAGCCGUGAAGAACGUCCCCACUGUGUUCCUGAUGACAGACUCCCAAGUUGCUGAAGAAUCAUUCCUGGUCCUGAUCAAUGACUUCUUGGCUUCUGGAGAAGUACCAGGGCUUUUUCAGGAUGAUGAGCUGGAAGACAUUAUCAGUGCCAUGAGGCCCCAAGUGAAGUUCCUUGGAUUGCAAGAUACAAGGGAAAACUGCUGGAAAUUCUUUAUAGAAAAAGUCAGGCGUCAGUUAAAGGUCAUCCUUUGCUUCUCUCCCGUGGGCUCAACCCUGCGGGUGCGGGCAAGGAGGUUCCCUGCCGUGGUCAACUGCACGGCCAUCGACUGGUUCCAUGAGUGGCCGGAGGAUGCGCUGGUGUCGGUCAGCAGCAGGUUCCUCGAGGAAACAGAGGACAUUGAGCCUGAGGUCAAGAUGUCCAUCAGCAAAUUCAUGUCCUACGUCCACAUGAGCGUUAAGGACAUGUCCAAGACCUACCUGGCUGUAGAGAGACGCUACAAUUACACCACACCAAAGACCUUCCUGGAGCAGAUAAAGCUCUACCAAAACCUGCUGUCGCAAAAACGGGCAGAGCUCACAGCCAAAAUCGAGAGGCUGGAGAAGGGGCUGAUGAAGCUGCAGAGCACAACAUCACAGGUGGAUGAUCUGAAAGCCAAACUGGCGGUCCAGGAGAUAGAACUGAAGCAGAAGAAUGAGAAUGCAGAUAAACUCAUCCAUGUGGUGGGUGUUGAGACAGAGAAGGUCAGCAAGGAGAAAGCCAACGCCGAUGCGGAAGAGGUGAAGGUCCAGGCCAUCAACAAGAUCGUGACUGAGAAGCAACACGCCUGUGAGACUGACCUGGCAAAAGCAGAGCCGGCACUUGUAGCUGCCCAGGAGGCCCUGGACACGCUCAACAAGAACAACCUGACGGAGCUGAAGUCCUUUGGGUCCCCACCCGAAGCGGUGGUGAACGUGACCUCUGCUGUGAUGGUCCUGACGGCCCCCAAGGGCAUCAUACCGAGGGACAGGAGCUGGAAGGCAGCGAAAGUCAUGAUGGGGAAAGUUGACACCUUCCUUGACUCCUUGAAGAAGUUUGACAAGGAGCACAUCCCCGAGGCCUGCCUCAAGGCCUUCCAGCCCUACCAGUCAGACCCGAGUUUUAAUCCCGAGUUCAUCAUGUCAAAGUCAACAGCUGCCGCGGGCCUGUGCUCCUGGUGCCUGAACAUCGUGCGGUUCUACGAGGUGUACUGUGACGUGGAGCCCAAGCGGCAGGCACUGGCAGAGGCCAAUGCUGAGCUGGCUGAGGCACAAGAGAAGCUCAGUCUCAUUAAGAACAAAAUUGCCGGUCUGAACGCCAACCUGGCAGCUCUCACUGCAAAAUUUGAGAAAGCUACAGCUGAAAAAAUCAAAUGUCAGCAGGAGGCUGAUGCAACCAAUGCAGUGAUCACGCUGGCAAACAGGCUCAUCGGGGGUCUGGCAUCUGAAAACGUCCGCUGGGCUGAGUCGGUGGAGACGUUCAGGGAGCAGGAGAAGACACUCUGUGGAGAUGUGCUGCUGGUCUGCGCCUUCGUGUCCUACGUUGGCUACUUCACCAAGAAGUACAGGGUGGAGCUGCUGGAGAAGCUCUGGGUCCCUUUCCUCAGCCAGCUGACGGUGCCGAUCCCCAUCACCCCAGAGCUGGACCCCCUCAGCCUGCUCACCGAUGAUGCUGACGUGGCUGCCUGGAGCAACCAGGGGCUGCCCAGCGACCGCACCUCCACCGAGAACGCCACCAUCCUCUGCAACACCCAGCGCUGGCCCCUGGUGGUGGAUGCCCAGCUCCAGGGCAUCAAGUGGAUCAAGAACAAAUACGGGGAAGAGCUGCAGGCCAUCCGCCUGGGCCAGAAGGGGUACCUAGACAUCAUCGAGCAGGCGGUUUCCGGAGGACAGCCACUGCUGAUUGAGGAUGUGGGUGAGACGGUGGAGCCAGUGCUGGAUCACCUGCUGGGCAGGAACACCACCAAGAAGGGCAGGUACAUAAGGAUAGGAGAUAAAGAAGUGGAGUAUCACCCAAGUUUCCGCCUGAUUCUGCACACCAAAUAUUUCAACCCUCAUUACAAGCCAGAGGUGCAGGCUCAGUGCACCCUGAUCAACUUCCUCGUGACCCGCGAGGGACUGGAGGACCAGCUCCUGGCUGCUGUGGUGGCCAAAGAACGGCCAGACCUGGAGGCCCUGAAGGCAAACCUCACCAAGAGCCAGAAUGAGUUCAAGAUCCACUUGAAGGAGCUGGAGGACUCCCUGCUCGCCCGGCUGUCUGCUGCUGCAGGGAGCUUCCUGGAGGACACAGCGCUGGUGGAGAACCUGGAAACCACGAAGCGCACAGCCAUAGAGAUUGAGGAAAAAGUGAAAGAAGCAAAAGUCACUGAAGUUCAGAUAAACAUCGCCAGAGAAAACUACCGGCCAGCGGCAGAGCGAGCAUCCCUGCUGUACUUCAUCCUGAGUGACCUCAACAAGAUCAACCCCAUCUACCAGUUCUCUCUCAAGGCGUUCAACGGGGUCUUUGAGAAAGCCAUCCAGCAGACAGCCCCUGAUGAGGACAUCAAGCAAAGAGUGAUCAACCUGACAGAUGAGAUCACCUACUCAGUCUACACAUACACCGCACGGGGCCUCUUUGAGAGAGACAAACUCAUUUUCCUGGCCCAGGUUGCCUUCCAGGUGCUGGUAAUCAAGAAAGAAGUGAACCCCCUGGAGCUGGACUUCCUUCUGCGCUUCCCUGCCAAGGCCGGUGUCAUGUCCCCUGUGGACUUCCUGCACCACCAGGGCUGGGGUGCCAUCAAGACGCUCUCAGAAAUGGAUGAGUUCAAGAACUUGGACAGUGACAUCGAGGGCUCAGCAAAGCGAUGGAAAAAGUUUGUGGAGUCUGAGGUGCCAGAAAAGGAGGUGUUCCCCAAGGAGUGGAAGAACAAGACGACCCUGCAGAAGCUGUGCAUGCUGCGGUGCAUGCGGCCGGACAGGAUGACCUAUGCCAUCAGGAACUUUGUGGAAGAGAAGAUGGGGAGCAAGUAUGUGGAAGGAAGGAGCAUUGAUCUCUCCAAAGUGUAUGAGGAGAGCAGCCCCUCCACACCCAUGUUCUUCAUUCUCUCCCCUGGUGUUGAUCCGCUGAAAGACGUGGAGGCCCUGGGCACAAAACUGAACUUCACCAUCGAGAACGGGAAGAUCCACAACGUGUCACUGGGACAGGGCCAGGAGGUCGUGGCAGAACAGGCCCUGGAGCUGGCAGCUGCAGAGGGACACUGGGUCAUCCUGCAGAACAUCCACCUGGUGGCCCGGUGGCUGCGGACACUGGAGAAGAUACUGGAGCAGCACAGCCUGGGCAGCCAUGAUGACUUCCGGGUGUUCAUGAGUGCUGAGCCAGCCUCCAGCCCCGAGUCACACAUCAUCCCACAGGGACUGCUGGAAAAUGCCAUCAAAAUCACCAAUGAGCCACCAACGGGCAUGCAUGCCAACCUGCACAAAGCCCUCGACCUCUUCACCCAGGACACGCUGGAGAUGUGCACCAAGGAAGUGGAGUUCAAGUGUGUCCUGUUCGCGCUCUGUUAUUUCCACGCGGUGGUGGCUGAGCGGCGCAAGUUUGGCACUCAGGGCUGGAACAGACCCUACCCCUUCAACAAUGGGGACCUGACCAUAUCGAUUAGCGUCCUGUACAACUACCUGGAGGCCAACCCCAAGGUCCCAUGGGACGACCUCCGGUACCUCUUUGGUGAAAUCAUGUAUGGGGGCCACAUCACGGAUGACUGGGACCGCCGGCUGUGUAGGACCUACCUGGCUGAAUACAUCCAUGAGGAGAUGCUGGAAGGGCAGGUGUACUUAGCUCCAGGGUUUUUGAUCCCUCCCAGUUUGGAUUACAAGGGUUACCACCAGUACAUCGAGGAGAACCUGCCCCCUGAGAGCCCCUACCUGUACGGGCUGCACCCCAACGCUGAGAUCGGCGUCCUGACCGACACUUCGGACAGGCUGUUCCGGACAGUUCUGGAGAUGCAGCCCAAGGAAUCGGACACUGCAGGAGGCUCAGGUGUUUCCCGAGAGGAAAAGGUGCAAUCAGUCCUAGAUGAGAUCAUUGAGAAGCUGCCGGAGCCAUUCAACAUGGGGGAGAUGAUGGCCAGAGCAGCUGAGAAGACCCCCUACGUUGUAGUUGCCUUGCAAGAAUGUGAAAGAAUGAACAUCUUGACCCAGGAAAUCAGGCGCUCUCUGAAGGAACUGGACUUGGGACUGAAGGGAGAGCUAACGAUUACAUCAGACAUGGAAGAGCUGGCAAAUGCUCUCUUCUACGACAGCGUUCCGGAAUGCUGGACACGUUAUGCCUACCCCUCACUCCUUAGCUUAGGAGCCUGGUACGCAGACCUGCUCCUUCGGAUCAGGGAACUGGAAGUCUGGGCAACAGACUUUGUACUGCCUGCGUCCGUGUGGCUGGCAGGGUUCUUCAACCCCCAGUCCUUCCUCACAGCUAUCAUGCAAUCCAUGGCCAGAAAAAACCAAUGGCCGCUGGACAAGAUGUGUCUUUCAGUGGAAGUGACCAGGAAAAACCGGGAGGAGGUAACAGCUCCACCCAGAGAGGGCUCCUUCGUGCAUGGAUUAUUCAUGGAAGGCGCUCGCUGGGACAUCCCCUCGGGUGCGCUGGCAGAGGCGCGGCUGAAGGAGCUGACGUCCAUGAUGCCAGUGAUCCUCAUCAGAGCCAUCCCCAUGGACCGCCUGGACACCAAGAAUAUAUAUGAAUGUCCUGUCUAUAAGACACGGAUGCGAGGUCCCACCUACGUCUGGACCUUCAACCUGAAGACAAAAGAAAAAGCUGCGAAGUGGAUCCUUGCUGCUGCUGCUCUGCUCUUGGAGAUCUGA
This is a messenger RNA of Apus apus (common swift), 13398 nucleotides long. It is a transcript of the gene DNAH17, whose product is annotated as dynein axonemal heavy chain 17. Gene Ontology annotation, biological process: microtubule-based movement. NCBI's taxonomy places the organism in Eukaryota, Metazoa, Chordata, Aves, Apodiformes, Apodidae. The transcript is spliced from 80 exons. The record is from RefSeq and is a predicted model, not a curated record. Gene Ontology annotation, cellular component: dynein complex. Bases 1 to 13398 code for a protein of 4465 amino acids. Gene Ontology annotation, molecular function: dynein light intermediate chain binding; minus-end-directed microtubule motor activity; dynein intermediate chain binding.